AUGGGCAAGCGCCGCCUUCCAUGCAUCACAAAUGAUCAUACCAGACUAUGGCUGCUUCUGCUAAUCGCGUAUCUUGGAAGGGUCACAGCGACAACGUUCAUCGAUGGCUCAAGCUCUAUUGUUAAACUCAACUAUGGCUCCUUUCAAGGAAGUGUAGCGGGGGAGCUCGAGAUGUUCCUUGGCAUGCCAUUCGCAGCACCCCCGAUUGGAAAUCUUCGAUUUGCACCGCCCGAACCUCCAAUUCCGUUCAACGGUGUUCGCCAGGCAACGACUUUCGGUUCUGCAUGCUUCCAACAAGUGCAGCCAUCGAUAAACAUCUCUGCAUCUCCUGCCGUUACUCCUCCCAUCACCCCAGGUCUUUUUAUCAACGUGGUGAAACCUGCAAAGAUUCCUUCCGGCAAGGCACUUCCUGUUUUAUUCUGGAUAUAUGGAGGUGGAUUCCAAGUUGGGGAUACCUCGCUUAAUCCAGGAAAUACCGUAGUCUCGCGUUCAAUUGCCUUAGACGAACCGGUUGUAUAUGUAUCGGCGAAUUACCGCCUCAGUGCCCUUGGUUGGCUGGCUGGAAAAGAAGUCAAGGAGGCUGGAAUCGGAAAUGCAGGGCUAAGAGAUCAACGCUUUGCCAUGAAAUGGGUCCAGGAUCACAUAAGACAUUUCGGAGGCGACCCUAAUAGGGUAACGAUUUGGGGAGAAAGUGCGGGUGCUAUCUCAGUAGGCGCCCACAUCGUUGUGAAUGACGGCAAUCCUACCGGGCUAUUCCACGGAGCAGUAAUGGAAUCUGGCUCCCCACUUCCUACCGUGGACAUUACCACCAAACAACCUGUCUUUGAACAGCUUUUGGCUAACACCGGGUGUACAGGGAGUGCUGACCCUAUUGCAUGCCUGAGAGCGGUCCCGUUCGACGUAUUAGGGGAUGCUAUGAAUUUAUCUGACAGUCUAUUUUCAUUUGCAAGCCGGAUAAUCCCGUGGCAACCAACAGUGGAUGGAGAUUUUAUCAAAAGAGAUCCUCAAGUUUCUAUUCAAAAAGGGUUAUACGCAAAGGUCCCCUUCAUUACGGGGGAUUGCGACGACGAAGGAACACUGUUCUCACUGUCCAACACGAAUAUCACCACCAACGAAGAAUUCUUGUCUUAUAUGGAAAACAUCUAUUUUCGAGGUCUGGUAUCCCAGGAACAGUUGGCCGAGGUCGCCGCAGCAUAUCCUGAAAAUGUCACCUUGGGUUCUCCAUUCGAUACUGGGACCGCCAACGCAAUCACGCCAGAGUUCAAGCGCAUGGCGUCAGUUUCAGGUGACCUGUUCUUCCAAGCUCCCCGUCGGUUCUUCUUGCAGACCGCUUCAAAGACCCAGUCUACUUAUGCCUUUUUAUUCAAACGUGGAAAAUCCAUCCCCAUUCUAGGAGCGUCCCACGGAACUGAUAUUCCCGAGUUUUAUGGAACUGGAACAGACCCCGACUUCAUUGGCACAGAUGGACUAGCGCAAGGAAAGCUCACCUGCUUCAUAGUCAAUUUCGCAAACACGGGGAACCCAUCGCUUCCCAAAAACCCUAUUAGCCUCCUCUCCGCCGUUGACUGGAAACCCUGGAGCUCCUCCCCGACCAGUCCCCCAAUUUUGACGUUCCUGGACCCGGCGCCCGCAAUCUCGAUUACAUCCGAUACGUCUAGAGAGGAAGCGAUGAAUUUAUUGUCACGAAUCUCUCUCGAGCUCGACUCAAGCGCUGGCCAAUAA
Molecule: messenger RNA, 1722 nt
Organism: Psilocybe cubensis
Lineage: Eukaryota; Fungi; Basidiomycota; Agaricomycetes; Agaricales; Agrocybaceae
Product: putative secreted lipase
Exons: 18
Coding region: 1-1722 (573 amino acids)
Source: RefSeq, a predicted model, not a curated record